Molecule: messenger RNA, 2727 nt
Organism: Puntigrus tetrazona (Sumatra barb)
Lineage: Eukaryota; Metazoa; Chordata; Actinopteri; Cypriniformes; Cyprinidae
Gene: slco2a1
Product: solute carrier organic anion transporter family, member 2A1
Exons: 14
Coding region: 178-1890 (570 amino acids)
Biological process (GO): prostaglandin transport; transmembrane transport; sodium-independent organic anion transport
Cellular component (GO): membrane
Molecular function (GO): protein binding; prostaglandin transmembrane transporter activity
Source: RefSeq, a predicted model, not a curated record
UACACAAUAUUAUACACAAUACAAAAUAAAUAUGCAGAUAUUGUGUUGGAAAAAGCGGCAGAGAACCAAUGUGAUAAAGCGUAAAUGAAAAGCUGAUGCCUCUAUGAAAAUCCUUUUGAUUUUUUUUAUUUUCCCCCUGAUUUCCUAGAACGCAUAAAGCAGCCUGCCAGGGCUUAAAUGCUUGAGUUCUUUGUGUUCUGUCAUGGCCUGCUCCAGCUCACUCAGCUCUUGUAUAGCUCUUACUUCAAGAGCACCAUCACCACAAUCGAGAGACGCUACGGCCUGGACAGCCUCUCCUCAGGAACCAUCUCUUCCCUCCACGAGGUAGGGAACACAUUGCUUAUAGUGUUCGUUAGUUACAUGGGUAGUCGAGUUCACCGACCUCGAUUCAUUGGACUGGGUGGCCUGCUAAUGUCCAUCAGUGCCAUGAUCUUAGCUCUACCUCACUUCCUCUCUCAGCCCUACAACUUUGACUCCGUCCUGCAUGCGAGCAAACAGGACAUGUGUUAUUUGCAUGCGAAUGCAACGGGUGCUGAGGCUUGUGGUCAGGAGGAUUCCCGGAAGCUUGUGGACACCAGUAAAUUUUGGGUGUUAAUGGCUACAGCCCAGCUGCUGUUCGGAAUCGGUUCAGUCCCCAUCCAGCCUUAUGGAAUAUCUUACAUCGAUGACUUUGCAGGAGUUGGGAAUUCCGCUCUCUAUAUUGCUAUUCUCUUUGCUGUGUCAGUGGUUGGGCCGUCCUUUGGAUACCUCCUGGGCUCUGUGGUUUUGCGGAUUUAUGUGGAUGUGGAUAGAGCCAGCUCAGAGAAGGCGUUGCAGUUGACCCCUGCUGACCCUCGAUGGCCUUUUGAAAUGCAAGGUGACAUCGUAAAAGAAGACCCCAAGAAGACAGAGGGCCCCAUGCUGGAUUUCUUAAAAAUGUUCCCUAAGAUGUUCGUUAGGCUGCUGCUGAGUCCUGUCUUCAUGCUGCUGGUUCUGACCCAAUGCUGCUUCUCCUCCGUUAUCGCUGGACUUGCCACCUUCCUCAGCAAAUUUCUUGAGCGGCAGUACAGCACCUCUGUGGCCUACGGCAGCCUUCUCAUUGGUGCUUUAAACCUGCCGUCCAUCGCUGUGGGGAUGGUGCUCGGGGGUCUGAUCAUGAAACGUUGGGGGUUGUCGUUCAGAGCCAUUCCACGCUUCUCUGUUGUAAUGCUCACCAUCUCCAUCUUCUGCUGUAUACCCCUCUUCUUCAUGGGCUGCCCCACGCAAGAUGUUGCUGGUGUUUACGGCGUUAAUGGGCUUCAGCCGUCCUGUAGUGCCAAUUGCUCCUGUCCCAGCAGCGCGUUUAACCCAGUGUGUGGGGAAAACAACAUUGAAUACAUCUCGCCCUGCCAUGCUGGCUGCACAAACUUCACCUUGGAUCCCAACAGCCAAUACAGAGUCCAGAGUUACAGUAACUGUCAGUGUAUUCCCGGUGUGGCCACAGCCAAGCCUGGCCCUUGUGCCAACAGCUGCCCUCACUAUCUCCUGCCUGUGAUGCUCCUUAUAUCUCUGGCUGGAUUUAUAGCCAGCCUAACACACAACCCCAUCUACAUGAUGGUGCUCAGGUCAGUACCUUCAGAAGAGAAGUCCUUCGCAAUCGGCGUACAGUUUCUGCUUCUGAGGGUUCUGACCUGGCUGCCAGCUCCGGCUCUAUUUGGGAUGACCAUAGAUUCCACGUGUAUCUGGUGGAAAAUUGCUUGUGAGAAAAAGCAAGGAUGUGGUUACUAUGACAACAACCUCCUUAGAAACAGGUAUCUAGGACUGCAGGUGGGCUUUAAGACGGUAGGCAUUGCGCUCCUGGCAUUUAUUGGCUGGAAAAUGCAGCGGACCAGAGAGUACAGCUUAGAGAACAAGCCAGAGGGACCCCUGUGAUGCCUCGACUCUGCUUAGCCCAUCGCAGCUCACUUUUGAGAGCCCUCUCAGUGAAUUGAGCCCCUGGAUAUUUCUCGUCAGAAACCCUCCUCCUUUCAACAUCUGGCUGGAAAUGCGAUGAAUUCAGUUUGGACUUUUCUCAAGUUGUGCACUAACUUCUUGGGUAUUUAUUUCCACCUGCGGAGCAAUAACUGGACAGAUUCAGGGAUUUUCCAACUUCACACAGUUUUUCUGGUAUUAAUAAUUAACUACGUAUAGCACUAUAAACAGUUUAUCAUACUUUAUAGCCACGGCUCUCGUCAACGGACGGUGGCGUCUUUGGAGAGGUCACAGAACUUGUGACAGAAAUGUCUGUAUGUUGUCCUUAAGAUUUGGUUAAUACGCAAUUUGAUGAUUCAUUUCUUUUCUUUUUUUGGUGUAUGUGUAUUUGAAGACUAUGUGAAGGAUGCGGGGCGCUCUUUAUACCCAAAUGCACACAGAUACACACGAGUGUGUCGAAUAUCAAGCUGUGUGUGAGUUGAGGCGUGUGUAGCUUCAAAUAAUUAUUGUAGCCCGUAGCAGAUUUCAAAUUAUACUUUCAAAUGUGAAGACAUUUUGAAAAUAAGCAUCAAAAGUUUGUACAAUAUAUUUUUAUACCUGAUAAUGCUGUUUUAUUAUACACUUUGUGCUUGUUUUUAAUUUUUAAUUUUUUUUUUUGCUCUUAAAACAAAUGACAACAUGCUUUUAUAAUUGCUGCUUGGAGUAAUGAAUCGUGACUUUCUAAGUCUUUAUUAUUCAAUAUGUAACAUAUAUUUACCAAUGUGUAACUUAUUUCAAAUAUAAAAUUUGUUCACAAUU